GGGAGCGGGAGGCCCCCGGACCAUCUUAAACCUGCUGCCUCCCGUUGCACGGCUUGGAGCGAGAGAGGGGCUGCUGGGUGGUCCUGAAGAAUUAGCAGCGAGGGACAGCACACGCACACACACAGCAUCUUCCUAGGAGACCCGGGCGCUAGAGCUUAGUUAUGAGCCAUCUCCCUGCACCUAUAUCUGCCUAGCUUGGUACCCCAGACUGUGAUGCUCAGAAGGAACCCAUGGCUGUCCAUUUUCCCCGCUUAAUUUUGUCCUCCACCUUGGGGAGCUGGGAGUGAAGCUGGGCGUCGGAAGAUCUGGGUUCUAUUCCUUGCUGAGCUGCUGUGUGACCUUGGUGACCCAGAAGGGGCCCAGCUGAGAACCGAGUGCCCGCCGUCGCCCUGCAGCCAUGGAGGGCGGCAUGCAGCUCCUCAACCGGGACGGCCACAGCAUCUCCCACAAUUCCAAGCGGCACUACCACGACGCCUUCGUGUGCAUGAACCGCAUGCGGCAGCGGGGCCUGCUGUGCGACAUCGUGCUGCAUGUGGGCACCAAGGAGAUCAAGGCCCACAAGGUGGUGCUGGCCUCCUGCAGCCCCUACUUCCACGCCAUGUUCACAAAUGAGAUGAGCGAAAGCCGCCAGACCCAUGUGACACUGCACGACAUAGACCCGCAGGCCCUGGAUCAGCUGGUGCAAUAUGCCUACACUGCAGAGAUCGUGGUGGGUGAAGGGAACGUGCAGACGCUGCUUCCAGCUGCCAGCCUCCUCCAGCUCAACGGCGUGCGGGACGCCUGCUGCAAGUUCCUGCUGAGCCAGCUGGACCCGUCCAACUGCCUGGGCAUCCGGGGCUUCGCCGACACGCACUCCUGCAGCGACCUGCUCAAGUCCGCCCACAAGUACGUCCUCCAGCACUUCGUGGAGGUGUCCAAGACGGAGGAGUUCAUGCUGCUGCCGCUCAAGCAGGUGCUGGACCUCAUCUCUAGUGAUAGCCUCAACGUGCCGUCCGAGGAAGAGGUGUACCGGGCCGUGCUGAGCUGGGUCAAACACGACGUGGACAGCAGGCGGCAGCACGUCCCCAGGCUCAUGAAGUGCGUCCGGCUGCCCCUGCUGAGCCGGGACUUCCUGAUGAGCCAUGUGGACACGGAGCUCCUGGUCCGGCACCACUCGGAGUGCAAGGACCUGCUGAUCGAGGCCCUCAAGUACCACCUCAUGCCGGAGCAGAGAGGGGUCCUCGGCAACAGCAGGACCCGGCCCCGGCGGUGCGAGGGGGCUAGUACCGUGCUCUUCGCCGUGGGUGGGGGGAGCCUGUUCGCCAUCCACGGGGACUGCGAAGCCUAUGACACGCGGACGGAUCGGUGGCACAUGGUGGCCUCCAUGUCGACCCGGAGGGCCAGGGUGGGCGUGGCUGCCAUCGGAAACAAGCUGUACGCUGUGGGCGGUUACGACGGGACCUCCGACCUGGCCACAGUGGAGUCGUACGACCCGGUUACCAACUCCUGGCAGCCAGAGGUGUCCAUGGGCACCAGGCGCAGCUGUCUGGGGGUGGCGGCGCUCCACGGGCUCCUCUAUGCAGCGGGGGGAUAUGACGGGGCCUCAUGUCUGAACAGCGCCGAGAGGUAUGACCCCCUGACGGGCACCUGGACCUCGAUCGCCGCCAUGAGCACCAGGAGGCGAUACGUCCGGGUGGCCACACUAGAUGGCAAUCUCUACGCCGUCGGGGGAUAUGACAGCUCGUCCCACUUAGCCACGGUGGAGAAGUACGAGCCGCAGAUCAACACAUGGACCCCAAUCGCCAACAUGCUGAGCCGCCGGAGCAGCGCCGGUGUGGCCGUGCUGGAAGGGAUGCUCUACGUGGCCGGCGGCAAUGAUGGCACCAGCUGCCUUAACUCCGUGGAGCGCUACAACCCGAAAACCAACACCUGGGAGAGUGUGGCCCCCAUGAACAUUCGGAGGAGCACCCACGACCUGGUGGCCAUGGACGGGUGGCUGUACGCGGUGGGCGGGAACGACGGGAGCUCCAGCCUCAACUCCAUCGAGAAGUACAACCCCCGCACCAACAAGUGGGUGGCGGCCUCGUGCAUGUUCACGCGGCGGAGCAGCGUGGGGGUGGCGGUGCUGGAACUGCUCAACUUCCCGCCCCCCUCCUCGCCCACCCUCUCCGUGUCCUCGACGAGCCUUUGACAAAGAAUCCAGUCGUACCUUACCUCCAGGGGGCAGCAGCGGGUGGAGGAGCGCACGGCCACCCUGGCCUGACCCCUGUAGCAGCCAGUCUCUGUAGACCGGAGCGGGGGGGUCCCAGCUGCUGCCUCCAGCCCCGGCCCACAGCAAUUCCGUGGGCCCCUCGGGGGCUCUGCCUCUCUUGGUGCACACUUCAGAUCAGCGUGCUGAGAGUUGGAAUGGCACUUUCCAUUCGAGAGUCCCCUCUGCCGGCGUGUACGGCGGGGGGGAGCUCUUGCCUCCAUCCACAAACCUGCCCACGACUCAACUGACUUUUGGGGCCGGCCAGGGCCUAGUCGAAACCAUUGCUGCUUUUAGGAUUUACCACCCCCCAAGAUGUGCUGCACCCUGGACAGCCACGCGAGGAAGGAUCCAGGCAGACGGGAGCGCCGGGGGUGGGGGACUGACGCAUAUGGUGCUUCUCCAGGAAACCGCUGAAUGUCCACCACUCCUCGGAAUGCUCCCUUAGCCAAACUCUCUGGACUUCGCCUCCAGCGCACUGUUAAUGCCUCCGAGACCGGCGCACGGGUGUCUGAUCGAUGCCUUAAAAACCACAGCCGGGGGGUGCGGCGGGGAGAAGGCCACAAAACUGUGUGGAGCAUCCCAAGCCCUCCGGCAUUUCUGUCCUCUGCCGACCCCGUCCCGCUCUCUGUCAAUCCGGAUUUGCCAUCGCUACGGAGGUUCCCCAGCCGCCCAGAUGGAUUUAACGAGCUCACCGGCUCGGGGGCAGUCACCGUCCCACUGUUACAAAUGACUGUGCUGCUGCCCUCUGCACACGUGUCUGUGUCAUCGUGUUAACCCGGCGGCUGGGAACAAUCCAGCCUCCACGUUGCUUCCCUGUUCACAAAGAAGGAUCUAGGUUUGGGCCAGUCUCUUGGUUCCCUAUAACAGUGCGACCCGGCAGGUGGCACAGGCCGCAGGGUCGCCCUGUGUUAUUUAUUUAAUGUGUCUGCCAUUUGUAUUUAUUAUGCUAAUCUUUUAAUUUUAAUUCUUAUUAACAUUAUUUUAAAUUAUUCUGGUGUUCCCUACCCCAUCCCGUUCUCUCCGCCGACGUGGGAAGGGAUGAGAGGAACGAGCCAGCGGCAUUUUUUUAAAUGAUCUUUUGGACAAUGACUAUGGUAAGUGUAAGUGUGCGAGAGAGGCCAUAUGUACAGUGAAACCAGCACAGAAGGGACCAUUUGCAACUAGCAACUCCCUGUCUUAAACUACCACUCUAACGGCUGAAUCAUCUUGUACUGUAAUGCACACGGUUGGCCGGAUAGACCCACCUGUACCAUAGAACCUCCUGAGUGGUGGCUUAAAAUGUGUUUCACUGCAUAUGCCGUGGUCUGUGUGUGGUUUGCAUGAAGACAGGUUAACAGGUGUUCCCCAUGGUGUGUAGGAACGGCUAAACCACUGAUACCUCAAUAGCACUGGGAGGAUGUUCUGUGACUGUUUCUUUCUUUUUCUUUCUCCCCCUGAUUCUCUCUCCUCCCCACUUCAUCAUCCUUUAGAUUCCACUUGUGAAAAUACUCGCUGACUUAUAGCUCUGGAAGUGACUGGAGAUUUUUUGGUGCCCAGGUUGAGAGGCUUUAGAAAGGGCCAGUUUUUUCCCCAGGACGGAUACUUUGCAUGUUAAACAGGCCCAGCUCCAGAGCCUGAAGUUGGACACCCAAACUCCCUGGCUGCUCUCCCCACCCUGUACCCAAGGACAUGUUCUGGGCUUUUCGGGCCGAAAUAGGCUUUGAGAGAUUUGAAAUCUAUUUUCAUUCCUUUCUCCUAUGCCAAGUCCCUGAAGCAGCCAGCCGCAGUUCAGCGGCUGUCGCAUUCCUGUAUGCGGCCGGCGAUGCCCUUUUGACGUCCUGACCCCUCCGAGCCUGCGACUGAAAUGAGCUCCCUGUUAGCACAGCCAGAGCAUCGACCUAUUUUGUGGCCACUGUUUUGGGUUAACUAGGUCACGAGAUGCCGUCUCACCUAAAGUAGUGGUGCAGGGGUGUGUGUGUCUGAGUGUGUGUCUGUGCGCACACCACCUCUUGCUCCCUCCUAGCUGUACCUGUAAGCGACAGCAGGAUUCCCAGUUUCAAGCUAGCUCAUGUCAACCUGCGCCCUCAAGACCCCAUCUGACGCCAGGAUCCUCUUCCAAGGAGGCAGAAGAGAAUCCUAGAGGGGGAGCCCAAGAGGCAAACCCAGAGCUCCAUGGGCAUUUUGGAGCUGCAGACAGAAGUCCUGGGGUUUCUGCUGUGGCCCAUGAGUCGGGCAGAGGGAGUGAGGGCACCGCAGGCCAGUCUCUUCCCCACCCCUGGGUGGGAACCAGCUAGCGCCAGAGGAAGGGAAGUGGAGGGACCAGGAGGACAUUGCUGAGGGAGGGAAGUGGACUUCGGUUAAUCCAGUCGCUGCCGGUUUGAGAGCAAUGGCCCCAUCCCCUCCAGCUGGCGCUAGCAAUACUGCAGCGUGAGGGGGACGCUGCUGCUAAGUACUGUACCCCUCUGAAUUGGGGUGCGGGGGCUUGGAGCUGAGAGGAUAGGCUGGCGGGGCAGGGAGCAGCGCCUCAGGUGUGGAGGGUGCAGUUGCUCUACCCCGGUUGUGAUGCAGUUCAGACCCAGUGGAGUCUUUGCUGUACUUGGAAAAAGCCGUGGGCCCCGGUUGAAAAAGCAGCCUGCAGGGGGUGACAGCACCUGCAGCCGCACGGCGCUGGUGCAGGGUGCCUGCCACCGGCACAAGGAGUGACAGUCCAGGGCUGGAACUUGUGUGUGUGUGAGAGAGAGAUUGGAGUGGGCAGGGGCGCUGUUAACUAUUUGUUUCUCGUCCCAUUUUACGUGGGGGUCUCUGAGUAACACCCAGCAUUGUUAAUAAGACAACGGCCCCGGGAGGUGUUCCCGGCAGGGCAGCGUUGCGGCACGGCAGGCUCCCUGCUGGGUGGCACAAGGCUGAGCGGCAGCAUGGGUUGCCGUGUGUCGCCCAGGGAGCCUGCCCCAAAGUCGGGUGGGGAAGGGGAUUCUCUGGUCCCAUCCUGGUGGAGAGAGACGCUUGGCCCAGCUGAGAGGCGAUUCAUUCACCCCC
Mauremys reevesii (Reeves's turtle) is the source of this 5245-nucleotide messenger RNA. It is a transcript of the gene KLHL17, whose product is annotated as kelch like family member 17. The coding region runs from base 398 to 2170 and encodes 590 amino acids. Gene Ontology annotation, molecular function: protein binding. The record is from RefSeq and is a predicted model, not a curated record. NCBI's taxonomy places the organism in Eukaryota, Metazoa, Chordata, Testudines, Geoemydidae. The transcript has 13 exons.